CACACUGUGACGCCAGCCCUGACAGCGUCUGAAGCGCCGGGGCCGGGUACGGCCAGCAGCUCGAGCUAACCACGAUUAUUGCUCCUGGUUGGCCCCGAUAAUCACACAAUCCAUCACUCAGAUCGCAGAUCGCUCAGGCUCGUGCGGGCCUGGUCUUGCCAGCGGCGCUCGAUCUUCGAGUUCCUUUUUCUCCGCCUCGGAAAUCGAGAGUGAAUUCAGCCUGGCUCUGUAGAGCCGCAACGGACGAAGUGAAAGCCUGGAGAGUUUGGGGGAAUUCUCUUCAAGGCCAGCAAACCAGGCGUGCGCAGCCCUGCCUCCGUCCGCAGCGUCGCUUGUUCCCAGGUUUCUUCGCACGGAUCCCGACUUGCCUAGACUGUGGUUGUCUCGACUCUUCGCCGCUCCUUUUCCCCCUCGAAAUUUUUGGGGCUUUCUGGGGUUGUUCUAACCAAAUCCCAUCGGACUUCUCGACGCCGAUUUUUCGCUGCGCAGCACGGUCAUCCCAGACCACAAGUCGAUCAUGAGCACCGCAGUGGCGAUGGCCCCUUCGCCGGCUCCCCACGACAGGCCGUCCUACGGUUCUGACCUGCCUCCGCCUGCCACCACAUCGUCCCCGACCACGCAGAGGACAGCAGCUGCUCCCCCGCCCCCUCCCCCAGCAACCGCAGCCCCGGGGAAUGCGAGUGCACCACCAUCGCGGUCUGGCAGCGGCAGCCCGAAGGGCGCGGGUGCCACUCUGAGCACGCAGAAAUCGUCUCCGCCUAGCGCGUCUCGGCCGAAAAUUGUCGUCAAGAAGGAGCCUGGUUCUCCCGGCCUGCCAACCGGCAGGCACCGGCCGAGAAAGCUAGACCUCUCUAAUAACACAAGCAUCGUUUCUCCCGCCACCGGACGGCCCCUGACCGGGCGGGAGGGACUGGGCAUCCAGGAAGUCGGCAUCGCGUGUUUGUCACCGGGCUUCGUUCCGAAGGAUGCCACGGAGCAGGAGCAGUUGAACCGCAGCAUGACUGUGCGGGAGCACCAAAGACAAAUAAUCGAGGCGAGGUUACAACAGCAGUCGGCGAAGUUGGGAGAUGGCCCUGAUAAGGAUAAGGAUGGAAACCACGGAAGCCACUUUGCUGCGAAGACACCCGGCCUGGCGCGCAAGCGCGGGGCGCCGCCGGGUUUGAGCAUCGUGGCUCCGUCACACGAACAAUUCGCAAACGAGCGGGUCAUCCAAUCCGCUCCGCUCGGGCAAACGUUCACGGGGAGACACAACCCACACCCGCUGACGCGGCACAUCACCAACCAGCCCUCCAACCUCGCCAGCACGUCGCACAUCCACCACGUGCCAGCCACACAAACCAACAACCGCCUCCCCCCGAUCGCCGACGUCUUCGGGCAGAGCCUGUCGGGCCACCCGGACUCGAGCAGCCACGCGCUCUUCGCGAGCCAGAACCGCGGCCCUCUCCCCUCGCCGCAUCACCCGCCGCCGCAAGCCUCCCGGCCGCGCGAGUACAAGACCGCGGAGGAGGCCCAAGCCGAGCUGGCCGGUGGCCGGCCCGAGCUCAUGCCAAAGUUAGUACACUACGGCGGCCACCAGCCCCCGACGCCGCCGUCCCCCCCGCACACGCAGGCCCGUGACCAACCAGCACACACUCUUGGUCGCCAUUCUGGCAGCAAAGACCAUCUCCACCAGCCCAACAACCUCAGACCCCCACCAAGCCUAGCUGACCCCCUUGGCCCCUCCACCAGCACCCGCAACCUAAGCAGCUCCCACGCCGCGGCCGCGCCCGCCGGCGGCAGCAGCAGCAGCAGCAGCACCAUGAAGCGCCGCCGCGCCGAGUACGAGGAGGGCGGUAGCCCGCCGCUGGGCAACGGCGCCCGGCCCGCGCCCGCCGCGCCGCUGCCGUAUGGCGCCUCGUCGACUGCCUCCGCGGGCGCGAGGAGGGGGCCGUUCGGCGAGGGCCGCGACAGCCCGGACACGAUGGAGGCGAAGAAGGAGGAGUUUCUGAGCUUGUGCGCGAGGGCGUGGGAUUUGUUUCAUUCUUGAGUGGGGGGUGUGUUAUUUUUCUUCCUCUUGUCGGGUUGUGAUUGCUGGUUAUUUUUGGUUAAGACGGGGUUGAGGCGGCAGCGAAUGCCGAGGAUCGAUCGGGAUUUGAU
This is a messenger RNA of Thermothielavioides terrestris NRRL 8126, 2136 nucleotides long. RefSeq lists its product as uncharacterized. Bases 536 to 2026 code for a protein of 496 amino acids. The transcript is spliced from 2 exons. The record is from RefSeq and is a predicted model, not a curated record. Lineage: Eukaryota; Fungi; Ascomycota; Sordariomycetes; Sordariales; Chaetomiaceae.